This is a messenger RNA of Talpa occidentalis (Iberian mole), 1325 nucleotides long. It is a transcript of the gene RENBP, whose product is annotated as renin binding protein. Lineage: Eukaryota; Metazoa; Chordata; Mammalia; Eulipotyphla; Talpidae. Gene Ontology annotation, biological process: N-acetylmannosamine metabolic process; carbohydrate metabolic process; N-acetylglucosamine metabolic process. Gene Ontology annotation, molecular function: peptidase inhibitor activity; N-acylglucosamine 2-epimerase activity. The transcript is spliced from 11 exons. Bases 61 to 1323 code for a protein of 420 amino acids. The record is from RefSeq and is a predicted model, not a curated record.
AGCUGAGUGGCGGUCACGGGACCGCGACCAGCUCUCUCUGGCUUCCUGGCAGUGAGGGACAUGGAGAAGGAACGGGAGCGGCUGCAGGCCUGGAAGGAGCUUGUGGGGCAGGAACUGGACCGCGUGGUGGCUUUCUGGACGGCGCACUCCCACGACCAGGAGUAUGGGGGCUUCUUCACGUGCCUGGGCCGAGACGGGCAGGUGUACGAUGACCUCAAGUAUGUCUGGCUGCAGGGGAGGCAGGUGUGGAUGUACUGCCGCCUGUUCCGCAAGUUCGAGCGCUUCCACCGCCCUGAGCUUCUGGACUCGGCUAAAGCAGGUGGUGAAUUUCUGCUGCGUUAUGCCCGAGUGGCACCUCCCGGGAAGAAGUGCGCCUUUGUGCUGACGCGGGACGGCCGCCCGGUCAAGGUGCAGCGCACCAUCUUCAGCGAGUGCUUCUACACCAUGGCUAUGAACGAGCUGUGGCGGGUCACAGGGGAGGCGCGGUACCAGAGGGAAGCGGUGGAGAUGAUGGAUCAGAUUGUCCGCUGGGUGCGGGAGGACCCGUCGGGGCUGGGCCGGCCCCAGCUCCCGGGGACCCCUCCCUCAGAGCCCAUGGCGGUGCCCAUGAUGUUGCUGAACCUGGUGGAAGAACUUGGGGAGGCGGACGAGGUGUUGGCGGGCAGCUAUGCAGAGCUGGGGGACUGGUGCGCCCAGAGGCUGCUGCGGCACGUCCAGCGGAAUGGCCAGGCUGUGCUGGAGAACGUGGCGGAAGAUGGCGAGGAGCUUUCUGGUUGCCUGGGGAGACUGCAGAAUCCAGGUCACGCACUAGAAGCCGGCUGGUUCCUGCUCCGUCACGCCCUCCGGAAGGGUGACCCUGAACUUCGAGCCCACGUUAUUGAAAAGUUCCUGUUGUUGCCUUUCCGCUCUGGGUGGGACCCUGCGCACGGGGGCCUCUUCUGCUUCCAGGACGCUGAUGGCCUCUGCCCUACCCAGCUGGAGUGGGCCAUGAAACUGUGGUGGCCGCACAGUGAGGCCAUGAUCGCCUUCCUCAUGGGCUACAGCGACAGUGGAGACCCUGCCUUGCUGCGCCUCUUCUACCAGGUGGCGGAGUACACCUUCUGCCAGUUUCGCGAUCCCGAAUUUGGGGAAUGGUUCGGCUACCUGAACCAGGAGGGGAAGGUCGCCCUCACCGUCAAAGGGGGCCCUUUCAAAGGCUGCUUCCACGUCCCUCGGUGCCUGGCGAUGUGCGAGGAGCUGCUGGACGCCCUGCUGAGCCGCCCCGCCCCGGCUCCCGCGCCCCCGCCCGCCGCCCCGUCCCUCGCCCGCCGGGGCACGGAAUAAAG